Messenger RNA from Leucoraja erinaceus (little skate), 2759 nucleotides. RefSeq names its product leucine rich repeat containing 14B (gene lrrc14b). Lineage: Eukaryota; Metazoa; Chordata; Chondrichthyes; Rajiformes; Rajidae. The record is from RefSeq and is a predicted model, not a curated record. Gene Ontology annotation, cellular component: cytoplasm. The coding region runs from base 117 to 1667 and encodes 516 amino acids. The transcript is spliced from 2 exons.
UGCCGCCGCUAAAAAUACACGACACCGAAUGUGAGUGAGAUCCUGGGUCACUCAAAGUCACGCUUUCACAGGGGCAUGAACACAGGAAGCAGCAAGCCCAACAGAGCCCAGGCAGAAUGAAGACCUUGCGGUUCAUGUGUGCCCAAGCCCUGGUAUCCAAUGCCCAGAUCGCAAAGAGAAGUAUCGCCUCGGCUGCGCACAACCUGUACCCUCUGCUCUUCAAAGCGAGCUACAUGCUGGAGCAAGCCACGCUCAUUCACGACUUGGUGGAAAGGUGGCCGUUGGCAGAAUUCAGCAUCAGGAAACUCCUGGGGAAAACCCCAGACUGCGAGGACGAUUUGUGCAGCAGGACAUGCCUGCUCUGCCUGCAAGCGUGCGUGUCAGGGCUGAAGAGUUACGUGUUGCACACCUCAGACACAUAUCUAAAGAGGCUGAAAGUGUUUGAUCUCACGGGCCUUGUAGACAGGGAAUCUCAGCCCUGCAAGUGUGGCAAAACCUUAGGGAGGUGGGGGAGAACGGAGUUGAUGGCACGGACCUGCUUUAACCUGCAGGUCGAGGUAGAGGCAUGUCAGCUCGGAAGCCUGGUGUCAGAUAUUUCCGUUGAGGUUUUGCUCAGCCUGUUUGUGACGCAGAGGAACUAUGAAACAGUGGUUGAGGCCUUGCUGUUGAGGAAGCAGUGCCCACUGAAGAUCCAUUGCGUGGAGUUCAGGGCCGACAGUUUGUCUCUGAGGAACUUCUUCUACAUCAUCAAUCUGGUCAGGCCUGAGACACUGCAGAAGUUGGAAUUAGUCCACAACGUCCACCUGGAAAUGGAGCAUUUUGAACUCCUCUUGACCCAAGUUGCAUUCCCGCAGCUCAGAUCGCUGACACUCCCGACAAGAACCUUUGACGUACGUGGAAUCACACAAGAGGCUGAACUUAUGUUGGUGAGAAUCGGCGAAUUGUUAAGUGGGAUGAAAUUUCUUACAGAACUGAGCCUGUCUUUUUCCAUUCUAACUGGACGAAUACGCAAGAUACUCAGUCCUUUAAAAACUCCUCUGCAGGUCCUGGAUGUGUCCAGUUGCUGUCUAAAUCACGCAGACAUGGCUUACCUGGCCAACAGCCUGCAUGCUGACCACCUGGAACAGCUGGACCUGAGUGGCCAUAACGUGGCUGACCUUUUCCCUUCGACCUUCUUCAAGCUGCUGACCCGAGCAUCCGGCACUCUCAGGAGACUAACCCUGGAGGAGUGUAACAUCGGUGACGAGCACAUCAACCUGUUGAUGCUGGCCGUGGAGCCGUGUAAACGGCUAACAGAGUUCAGCUUCCUGGGUAACCCCCUCACGUCAGGGUGCCUUCGUCGCAUGUUUGAAGUGUUCACAGAACUCCCUGCCCUUUGCAAAGUCGAGCUUCCAGUCCCCCGGGACUGCUAUCCUGCAUCCUGCACUUACCCAAUCACGGAUGAGAACCUGGUGAAAUAUGACCAGGGGAAAUUCGAGGAGAUGAAUCAGGAGUGGAUGGCGAUACUGGUAGAGGCAGACCGAAGUGAUAUCGUUGUAUCAACUCCAAUCUUUGGCAGUUUCGAUGCCAACAUUCAAGAAACCAGCAAUGAAAUUGGCGUGGUAAUGCUUCAGUCAUUCAAAGAUGCUAUUUCCAACAUUUUAACUGCUUUGAAUGAUGUGGAUUAAUACAAAAGAGGUUCGGAGAGAGUAAAAUAUGUUUUUUUUGUUGUCAUUUUUUAACCGAGGGGAGAAGAGAUUUUUUCUUUUAUGAAACAAGUUAAAAACUGAAGUACAGUGGCUGAAAUGUUGUUGAACGUACUUGCAGUGAUUACUCCCAGAAAGGUAUGGAUAUAUUUGAACAGGGAAAAAAAAUACUGGAAUAUAAAAGCAGAGGGUAGUUCACUGUAUGAUCAAUAAUCUUCUCUCUACUCUGGUCCCUCACUAACAGCACUGAAACUGAAAACCACACAGAAGUGAAGAUAGCAGUCGCUAACUUUUUGGGUGGUCUCUCAUUCACUAAUGAAAGAAUAAAUCAGUCAGACCUUUAUCCUUACUUGUCAUUGUUAAUGUCUGUUGGAGAUAAUGGUCUCUGUCAGUGGUUAACUAGAAUGCAUUAUUUCUCUUUGUAUCCUUUCUGGUGCAAUACUAGGAUACUGGAGAUGAAAUGAAAGACUGAUUGGGCAACUGAAUUGCUGGAAUUGGGUCAGAUAACCUCUCUGCGGCCAACAAACCUAAGUAGGUCACCCGGUCUACAGUAUACCAGUGAUGUAAAAUAUUAGGCUGAAAAAAUGAUCGUGCAACAACUUAUAAAAUAAUGGCCAACCCUUGGCCUUCCUGUGUCUUGCAUGAUUUUCUAACACUAAUCCCAAAACACUUUAUGUUAACCAACAUCCAUUUGAAUACCACAUGAAGUCCAAAGUGACUAGGAAUUACUGUCUUCCUAGGACUCCCAGGACUGUAUAUUGCACUAAGCAUUGUUCCCUUUAUCAUGUAUCUGUACACUGUGGAUGGCUCGAUUGUAAUCAUGUAUAGUCUUUCCACUGAUUGGUUAGCAUGCAACCAAAGUUUUUCCCUGUACAUCAGUACACGUGACAAUAAACGCAACUCAACGUUGUGUGAACUGGACAACAUAGUGUAACUCAUCAAUCGUUGUAUCGAAUACACAAGAUAUUAAAAACCUUGCUGCUGUUUUCCAUGGUUUUCACGUGCUCUUACUUUUAGUGUUCAAUGUUUUCAUAGCUUUUCUUCCUUUCUGAUUAUAGAGAUAAAUGAUGGCAA